AUGUCAGCAAGCGAGUUUUAUGAUUCAGGUAAAAUAUAUGCCAAAUUAUCAGGAACACCAUAUGAAAUUGGGUUCCAACAUGGUCAAAUUGCCAAAAAAUUGAUUAGACGGUGCAUUGAAGUUUAUUCAAAGCUAUAUUCUGAAGAAAAGAAUGUUACAUGGGAUGUAGCACGCUCUAGAGCUUUGAAAUAUCAGGAUUCAAUCAAGGCAAACUAUCCAGAGAUUUGGGAUGAGUUAAAUGGGAUUGCUACUGGUUCAGAAUUGGAUGUUUUAGAUAUCUUAGCCUUGAAUGUUAGAAGCGAAAUCACAUUGAUUGAUGUUGCUGAUGGUUGUACUUCAAUUGCUCAAAGAAAUUCCAAAACUGGUGAGGUAUUUAUUGGGCAGAAUUGGGAUUGGAUUCCAGAAAUUGAUGAAGCUACAUUGUUUUUAGAGAUUCAUCAAGAAGGUAAACCAACAAUCAUUAUAUUGGCUGAAGCUGGUAUAAUUGGUAAAUAUGGGUUCAAUUCUGAAGGAGUUGGUGCUAUGUUGAAUGCCAUUCCUUCUGUUAAAGUUGAUCCUAGUGGAUUACCUGUCCAUUUUGCCUUAAGAAAAGCUUUAGAACAAAAAAGUGUGGAUGAUGUUUUGAGUUAUCUUGAGCAUAAUAAAGUUGCGAGUGCUGCUAACUACCUUUUAGCUGAUCCAAAUCGCUACCUAACUUUAGAAGUUACUCCAAUUGGUAAUAAAGUUAUUGAACCAGAUGAAAAAACUGGAACAGUUUUACACACAAAUCAUUUUCUCAGUAAAGAGUUAUUUGAAUCAAUUGGCUCAGAUAAACCAAUUUUAAGUUCAAAUCCAAGGUUUGAAAGAAUUAAGGCAUUGUCUACUCCUGAUUUGGAUGCAAACUAUGAAAGCUUCAGAUAUAGAUUAUCUGAUGUUGAUAAUUCCCCUAACGGUAUUUGUCAUUUGCCUAGUGGUAAAAAAGGUCUUGCAAGUUGUAUUACCUUAUACACAAUUAUCAUCAACACUAAUAAAAAAGAAGGAAUCAUUACAUUAGGACCACCAAAUGAUCAAUCAUUACCUAGAUAUAAAUUAUCUUUUGAAUAA
This is a messenger RNA of Hansenula anomala, 1083 nucleotides long. RefSeq lists its product as uncharacterized. Bases 1 to 1083 code for a protein of 360 amino acids. Lineage: Eukaryota; Fungi; Ascomycota; Saccharomycetes; Phaffomycetales; Wickerhamomycetaceae. The record is from RefSeq and is a predicted model, not a curated record. The transcript has a single exon.